This is a messenger RNA of Octopus bimaculoides (California two-spot octopus), 2104 nucleotides long. Its product is annotated as prolyl 4-hydroxylase subunit alpha-1. Gene Ontology annotation, biological process: peptidyl-proline hydroxylation to 4-hydroxy-L-proline. Gene Ontology annotation, cellular component: endoplasmic reticulum. Gene Ontology annotation, molecular function: L-ascorbic acid binding; procollagen-proline 4-dioxygenase activity; iron ion binding. The record is from RefSeq and is a predicted model, not a curated record. Lineage: Eukaryota; Metazoa; Mollusca; Cephalopoda; Octopoda; Octopodidae.
AUAUAUAUAUAUAUAUAUAUAUGUAUAUACAAUUGUCAUUCUUCACCCACACGCACUUCUAAACUUUUUUCUUCCUUCCUUUCUAUCUUAUACGAGACAUUCUCUUCGUUUCCUCAUAAUUCACAUAGAACCCCUCCCUAAAAUAUAUAUCCCGGCAAGGUUAUCAUCAUCAUCAUCACUACCAUUAAUACUACUACUACUACUACUACUCUUACUACUACCACCACCAUCACUACCACGACUAUUGGUUUUCUAGAAAGAAAACACCGACAAGACUAGAAGCAAAAAGUAAAAAGGAAAAAAAAAAAGCAAUUCACUAACAUUACUAUUACCACAAGCGCAACAACAACAACAACCACCACCACCAUCACCAUCACCAGUUAGGAAAAGCAACACACAGCGGAUCCAAACAACAACAUUCACAAUCCACAUCAUCAGCAAUAAUAAUUCAUCAACCGUCAACACUUUUUCGUAUAUCUAGGAGCUCGGUCACGCACACACAUCACAUACACAAUACAUAUAUCUAUGUAGACACAGAUAAAUAUAAUACUUAUCAUAUAUGUAUAUAUACACACGCAUAUAUAGCACGCACAUACAACUAUAUCACAACACAUAAUCGUAUAUGUAAACAUAAUAUACAUCAUAAUAUAUAUAUAUAUAUAUAUAUAUACAUUAAUAUAAAUACACACGCACACAGAGAUCACAACAUACAUACAGACAGCCAUCAUACCCACAUCACGCAUUCCACGAGUAAAUAUUAAUUAAUAAUUAAAAACCCAAAAUGCAUCUUCUGGCACAUGUCUGCCUGUGUCUUGUGGUCGCCCUACACACGGUUCGAUCGGAGAUUUUCACAGCUAUGGUGGAACUCGAAAAGACACUACAAACUGAACAGGAGAUAGCGAUUCUACUCAAAGACUACAUUGCCAGUGAGGAAGAAAGGCUGGCGCAUUUGAAAAGCGUUGCUGAGGAUUACGACAGGCACAGUACUUUUGCUCUGGAAAAUCCGGAUCACUUUGUUGGUAAUCCAGUCAAUGCAUUUCUCCUAGUCAAACGAUUCACCGUGGACUGGGACAAAGAAUUCCAGUUUUUAAAGGACAACAUCACAAAUGAAUUAGUUUCCACGAUAGAAAUCAAGAGACAAUAUCUUCCUGACUAUGAAGAUCUUAAUGGGGCAGCGGCCGCUCUUUUACGACUGCAAGACACUUACCAGUUGGAUACUGCUGAUAUUGCACGUGGGGAAGUUGGUGGUGUGAAAACCCAAGAACUCACAGGAAGUAGCACCUCUUUUGUUUGUUUAAUUAUUGCUAUUGUUGUUUUUGUUCAUUCCUCUUCUCCAGAUCCUACUCAUCAGAGAGCCAAAAAUAAUAAAUUCUACUUUGAAAAAAUGCUUGAAGAAGAUAAAGUUAAAGCAGCACAAAGACGUGGUGACACUGGAUUACAACGAGUGAAGAAUCCUCGCCACAUCGAUGACUACCGUAACUCUGAAGAGUUCUAUGCAUAUGAGAGCCUGUGCCGAGGGGAAGAAAUUAUGCCAAUCAAAAAUGCCCACAAACUAAAGUGCAAGUAUGCCUGGUAUGGCAACCCAUAUUUGUAUUUAGCCCGAGUCAAGGAGGAAGAGAUGCACUUGGAUCCCUGGCUAGUAGUUUAUCAUGACAUCCUUUCAGACAACGAAAUAGACUUUGUGAAGACUUUUGCCACACCAAGGCUAAACAGAGCAACAGUACAGAAUUCAGUAACAGGAAAAUUAGAAACAGCAACAUACCGUAUCAGUAAAAGUGCUUGGUUGAAAGACGCAGACCACCUAAUUUUGUCCAGAAUCAACAAGAGAAUUGGAACUGUGACAGGUCUCAAUGUGGAAACUGCUGAGGAACUUCAGGUUGCCAACUAUGGAAUCGGUGGCCAUUAUGAACCACAUUUUGACUAUGCAAGGAAACGAGAGGUAGAUGCUUUUGAUGAAAUGGUAGGAAACAGAAUAGCUACAUUCCUCUUUUAUAUGUCUGAUAUUCCAAGUGGUGGAGCAACAGUUUUCCCUUAUAUUGGACUGAAAUUAUUUCCCAAAAAAGUAAGAAAUAUUUUAUCAUUCGAAUAAACAUUAUUAUUGUUG